Schistocerca serialis cubense is the source of this 2924-nucleotide messenger RNA. It is a transcript of the gene ABCD, whose product is annotated as ATP-binding cassette sub-family D member. Gene Ontology annotation, cellular component: peroxisomal membrane. Lineage: Eukaryota; Metazoa; Arthropoda; Insecta; Orthoptera; Acrididae. The record is from RefSeq and is a predicted model, not a curated record. Gene Ontology annotation, molecular function: ABC-type transporter activity; ATP hydrolysis activity; long-chain fatty acid transmembrane transporter activity. The transcript has 11 exons. Gene Ontology annotation, biological process: very long-chain fatty acid catabolic process; peroxisome organization; long-chain fatty acid import into peroxisome. The coding region runs from base 414 to 2651 and encodes 745 amino acids.
CAACUGGUUAUGUAUUACGUCUGAAGCAAGGACGGCCGAGAUAGCAGAAGUCCGCAUUUGUUACGAUGGUGUAUGUUGUUAAUACAUGUAAUAUUUCAGUCAUGUGAAAGACAUGUUGGAAAAUGUGAAGCAAAUGUUGCGCUGGGUCGUUUCGUCGGAAGAAGACACCAUUAAUUAACGAGAACAGUGUAUAAAACUGUACUUAUGUCAUUCAGUGUCUGUAAGCGGCCAUUGUGAAUUGUGACGUUUUGUUCGUAAAUUGAACAUUGACCGACUUGAACAAUUGCUGCCUGAUGAGAGAUCUGGUUUAUCAUAUCAGUAUUAGUUUCUACCCGUGGAUGGGUUGCAGAUAUUCUAAUUUCGUAGUUCGACAGGCUAGAAGGUGGUUGCUUCAUUAGCGUCUGCUUCAAAAGAUGCCUGUUGUUCUGUCGAAAUACAUUGAUGCCACAGCUGUUCGAUAUAAUGUUAAAAGAGAAAACGUUACCAGGAGCCUUGUUGCGUUGACCAUUUUUGUGUACGGCUUAAGAUUAGGUUAUCCAUACUUACAGUCGCUGUGUAAAAUUAGAAGACAUGGAACGGAACAGUGCGUUAUCAAUGGUAAGGAUUCAGAUGCUGUUGCACAGGCCAAGAAGGACGAGACGGCUGACAAGAAAAGGAAGGCCUCCAAGAGUAAUGACAGACAUCCGUCAGUAAAUCUUAAAUUCCUUUUGCAAUUACACAGACUUGUAAAAUUAAUGGUCCCAGGUAUAUGGACAGCUGAAACUGGAUUGUUGGUUGUGCAUUCGCUAGCUCUAGCAGCAAGGACUUUUUUGUCAAUUUACGUGGCAUCAUUAGAGGGCCAGAUUGUGAAAUAUAUUGUCCGACGAGAUGUGAGAAGCUUCGCGUUUAUGCUAUUGAAAUGGCUGGGCGUUGCUGUUCCUGCAACAUUCAUAAAUUCGAUGAUCCGCUAUUUGGAAAGCAAACUUGCCUUGGCAUUCAGAUCCCGGCUGGUUGAAUAUACAUACCGUAUGUACUUCAAAAAUCAGACAUACUACCGUACUGGCAACUUGGACUGUCGAAUAGAAAAUGCAGAUCACCGCUUAACAGAUGAAAUUACAGCAUUCACAUCUUCAGUUGCACAUCUGUACUCUCAUAUUACAAAACCUCUUUUUGAUUGCCUUUUGAUAGUAAUGGCUUUAGCCAGAACAAGCAAGAAGAUGGGAGCUGCUGUUAUCCCAGGUCCGCUUCUGGCAGCUAUUGUUAUUGGGGUAACAGGGCAGAUCCUGAAAAUGGUGUCACCAAAAUUUGGAAGUCUUGUUGCUGAGGAAGCAAACAGAAAAGGUUACCUUCGCUACAUACAUUCGAGAAUUAUAACAAAUGCAGAAGAAAUAGCAUUUUAUGGUGGUGAAAAGGUCGAGUUACACCAUCUACAAAAAGCUUUUGCAUCUUUGAAGAAACAAAUGAAUGUUAUAUUCUCUCAGCGUCUGUGGUAUAUUAUGUUGGAGCAGUUUCUGAUGAAAUAUGUGUGGAGUGGUACUGGAAUGAUCAUGGUUUCUCUGCCAAUAUUAACUGGAUCAAAGAAGGAGGGUCAGAACAGUUCUCCAGAUGGGGGAGUUAGUGAGAGAACUCAGUAUUUUACGACUGCAAGGAAUUUACUUGGUUCUGGAGCAGAUGCUGUUGAAAGACUCAUGUCAUCAUACAAGGAGAUUGUAGAACUUGCUGGUUACACAUCUCGUGUGGGAGACAUGCUUGAUGUAUUUGAAGAUGUAAGCAAAGGAAAGUACCUUCGGGGAGUUGUUGCAGGUGCUGAUACAAAGAAUCAAAAAACUGAUGAUAAAAUGUUUCACCUGGAAUUUAAGAAUGGACAAGCUGUUGUAAAAGGAGUUAUCCAUGAAACAAGGGAUAAUACUAUCAGUUUAUUGAAUGUACCCAUUGUGACUCCAAACUGUGAUGUGGUGUGCAGUAGAUUAACAUUGAAGGUGGAACCAGGAAUGCAUCUCCUAAUAACAGGACCAAAUGGCUGUGGCAAGUCAUCUUUAUUCAGAAUACUGAGUGGCUUAUGGCCUGUUUAUGAUGGGGAACUUCACAAACCACCUACGUCUGAUAUGUUUUACAUACCACAGAGACCAUAUAUGUCCAUUGGUUCAUUGGCUGACCAAGUCAUUUACCCCCAUACUGAAAAGGACAUGAGAGACCGUGGGUUUACUGUGAAACAUCUACAAAAAUGCUUGGAGCUUGUUCAUCUGGACUACAUUGUAGAACGAGAAGGUGGCUGGCAUGUUGUACUCGACUGGAAAGAUGUUCUUUCUGGGGGUGAAAAGCAACGUAUGGCAAUGGCAAGACUUUUCUAUCACAAACCUAAAUUUGCCCUAUUAGAUGAAUGCACAAGUGCUGUGAGUAUUGAUGUUGAAAGUGAUAUAUAUCAAGCUGUAAAAGAUGCAGGAAUUACAUUGCUGACUAUUACGCACAGGCCAUCUUUGUGGAAGUUCCACACGCAUUUGCUGCAGUUUGAUGGAGAAGGUGGAUGGAAAUUAGAAUCAUUAGAUUCCAAUGUACGGCUUACUCUUAAGGAAGAGAAACAAAAGCUUGAAGCUCAACUUGCUGGUGUACCUGAUGCUCAAAGGAGGUUAAAGGAACUAUGUGAAGUGCUUGGAGAGAGUAUGGAGUCAUAAAUCAGCUUCAGAAGCUGAUAGAAGCAGACAUGUGAUAUAUGAGACUUCUGUUAAAUUUUAGAAUGUCUUAAGGAAUACAAUUAAUGAACGUGCCAAAUUUUGGAUCACCCAUGUUGAAAAGUUUGCGUGUCAAUGGGAUGAGUGGGUACACAUCUUCUUUGAGUUUGAAAUGUGAUAAAGAAACUGUAUUAAUACAUGCAAGAGUUCCUUGUUUAUAUAUUUGUUCAGGUUUUUGUACUGUUACGCAAAAAAUAAAAAAAAAUAAUUUUGUUA